This is a messenger RNA of Capsella rubella, 841 nucleotides long. RefSeq lists its product as uncharacterized. NCBI's taxonomy places the organism in Eukaryota, Viridiplantae, Streptophyta, Magnoliopsida, Brassicales, Brassicaceae. The record is from RefSeq and is a predicted model, not a curated record. The coding region runs from base 165 to 791 and encodes 208 amino acids. The transcript has a single exon.
GAUGCUAUAUAUACUCCUCCAUUUCACUCAAUGUGAACCUUAUAGCAAAAUCUCUAAUUAUUCAUACCUAAACUAAUGAUUAAAUUUUUGUUUAUAAGUAAUUAAGCUGAAACUAAUCAGUGAUUAAGCUUAGAGAUUAAGAGGAACGGUGAAGUAGUUGUUGCAUGGCAAAAGGUCUAAAGCCGACGACGACGACGAUGAACCGAAGCGAUCGAUACCUUGGAAGCUACGGCUACGGUGGCAGUCACGGUACUUCCGUAACCGACGAGUUGGAACUCGCCGAGGAAGAUAUCUGGUCACCGCCCGUCAUUCACGACACCUCCGCCGAGACAGACGAAUCAUACCGAGCGUGGAACUUACGCGCUACCUUGGGAAAAAACGGGCGCGUGGGAGGAUUGUCGCUGGCUUUCGAAGGCUCUCUGGUCGCGCCGCCGCAGCAGUCGUCUCCGAUCAUCUUACAGCAGAUAAACGACGGAGGAGAUGAAAACCGGAGAAAACUGGCGUCUUCGGCGCCGGUGAACGUACCGGACUGGAGUAAGAUAUACCGAGUCAACUCGGUUGAGUCGGUACACGAGAUGAACGGCGACGAUGAUGAGGAGGAUGAUGAGGAGUCUAGGAUGAUGAUGCCGCCGCACGAGUACGUUGCUAAGAGUCAAGCACGGCGGAGCAGGAAGAUCGGAGGUGUAGACGGCGGCGCGUCGGUGUUUGAAGGCGUCGGAAGGACUCUCAAAGGCAGAGAACUAAGACGCGUUCGCGACGCAAUUUGGAGCCAAACUGGUUUCUACGGUUAAGUACAAAUUAAACUAAUAAAAUUUUAGACUUUCAAUUAAAAAUUACUUGU